AGAAGAUGAGGAGGAGAGGAUGAAGAAGAGAAGGUCAGAGGGUCAGAGGAUGAAGAGGAGGAGGUCAGAGGAGCAGAACAUGCAGAGGAGACGGUCAGAGGAUGAAGAUUAGAGGGUCAGAGGAGCAGAAGAAAAAAAUGAGAGGGUCAGAUGGAAGAGAGGAUGAAGAAGAGAUGGUCAGUGGAGCAGAAGAUGAAGAUCAGAGGGUCGGAGGAGCAGAGGUGAAGGUCAAAUAGAGCAGAGGAUGAACAGGAGAAGGUCAGAGGGUCAGAGGAUGAAGAAGGGAGGGUCAGAGGAGCGGAGGAGAAGGUCAGAGAAACAGAGGAUGAAGAGGAGAAGGUCAGAGGAUGAAGAAGAGAGGGUCAGAGGAGCAAAGAACCAGAGAAGAGGGUCAGAGGUGCAGAGGAGAAGGUCAGAGGAGCAGAGGAAAAGGUCAGAGGAGCAGAAGAUGAAGAGGAGAAGGUCAGAGGAGGAGAGGAUGAAGAAGAGAUGGUCAGAGGAGCAGAGGAUGAAGAGGAGAAGGUCAGAGGAUGAAGAAGAGAGGGUCAGCGGUGCAGAGGAUCAAGAGGAGAGGGUCAGAGGAGCAAAGAACCAGAGAAGAGGGUCAGAGGAGCAGAGGAAAAGGUCAGAGGAGCAGAAGAUGAAGAGGAGAAGGUCAGAGGAGGAGAGGAUGAAGAAGAGCGGAUCAGAGGAGGAGAAGAUGUAGAGAAGAGGGUCAGAGGAUGAAGAAGAUG
Molecule: messenger RNA, 734 nt
Organism: Boleophthalmus pectinirostris (great blue-spotted mudskipper)
Lineage: Eukaryota; Metazoa; Chordata; Actinopteri; Gobiiformes; Gobiidae
Product: capping protein inhibiting regulator of actin dynamics-like
Exons: 2
Coding region: 245-706 (153 amino acids)
Source: RefSeq, a predicted model, not a curated record